UUUAAUUUUUCUUCUUGAAUGCAGCACCACAAAUUCAUCCUCUACGUAAGGUCAUGUCCAGAUUGAGUUUACAUUUGCCUGAAAAUAAUGUUCCUGGUCCUUGUCAGUCCGAUUUGAUAUCUCCCAUCGGUCGUUUGAAUUUGUCACCUUCUCGUGGUGGCAUGGAUGCUAUGAAAGUACCAGCGACUACUUCAAUGCAGAAUAUUUUACCAAAAGCAUCUGAUGGAAGCAAACAAGCUCCAAUCCCUGUUGGUGACACAACACCUGAAGCCAUUUUGAAGGCGGAUGCAUCACCUGGAGUUACUAUCACUGGUACAUCAAGCUUCAAGGAUAAGCAAAAGGAGUUAGCUGCGAAGGGUAAUGAUGUUUACAACAGGACAGUGCAUCCCAGAUCGUCGCAUGUCAGUAAAUCUAUGAAAAUUGGAGUGGGCGGCUUGCAUGUCGUGGAAGAAGGUGUGGAGGUAGUAGAUGUUGAUAAAUUUGUUCAAAAACAGCCUGCCAUAGUCAAUGGUUUUGUAACUCUUCAGCCGAAGAACAGUCUGGUCUUUCCUUUAGCAGAUAAUCCACGUUUCCCCGUAUCCGACGAUGAUAUCAUGCAUUUCUGUGCAAUUGUUGAGCUGGCGUACAUCGAUCGAAUUCAGAAGUAUGUUUUAUAUCUCUCACUUUUUCUGUUUUGUUCUUCUACUUCUCUUUAUUUGUUAAGUAUCUUUUUUCCUGCCUUUCAGACCUUUGAUUUGUUACCUCACUUAUCAUUCUUAUUUGAUUCUAUUCGAAGACAACCAUCCUUCAAAAUCUGGGAGGAAAGCAUCCUUGAUUUAUCUGGUGCAAUGCAGGAGAACAUUGUCCGUACCUCAUUUCUUGGUGCUGCUAGAGCCAGUAAAGGGAAAAGACUUGAUUUAUCAGAUAGAAUUAGGAAUUUUACACUUCUUUGGAAGAAGAUAUUCAACAGCGAUGAACCUGAUUUCAAGAAAUUUAGUGUUAUGACUCCUAACAUGCCACGCCAGGGGAAUGCUCACGAUUGUGGUGUCUUUACAAUGAAGUCUGUUGAAGUUUUUGAACCCACCAAGGACCUCCGCAAGGAAUUUAGUAAAGAUGACGUUCUCCACUUGCGUAUUCAGUAUGCAAACCGUCUGUUCUUCCAUAGUGGCAAUACAGUUGAUCGUAGCAUAGUUACCAACUACUAUGUGAAGGAGGAUUUUGUGCGCUAG
Lolium perenne is the source of this 1208-nucleotide messenger RNA. The record is from RefSeq and is a predicted model, not a curated record. NCBI's taxonomy places the organism in Eukaryota, Viridiplantae, Streptophyta, Magnoliopsida, Poales, Poaceae.